AUGGGUGGUUCCAUCUUAACAUGUACGGUUCUUUUGUCCUUCUUAUUGAUAGUGGUAUCGGCUAUUAAUUACGAAAAUGCUCCAAAACCAAAUCAAGUACAUGACCACGACGACGACGAUGAUAAUCAAGAUCUUCUUCCACUGGAAUCAGAAGAUCAAUCAGAACCCUACGACAAUGACCAUGAUCAUGAUCAAGAUAAUAAUCAUCUCAUGAAUAACUACAUCAAUACCAUUGGUGUUCAGGGCCUCAUUUUAUGCAACUCAGACCAAAAAUACACCCCACUAGUUGGAGCUUUGGCUAGGAUUACAUGCAUAGCAGAAGAUGAGAAUGGGUACGAGAGAACUCCAUUCUCCAUGGUGAGCCAUAAAAGUAAUGAAAAUGGUUUCUUCAUGGCAACAUUUUUAGUGUCGGAUGUACUUGGUUCAGAUGUUAAUGAUAUGUUGAAACUCAAAGAGUGCAAAGUUUUCCUUGAAGGUUGUCCAAUGGAGGCUGCUUGUAAAAUUGCUAGUGAUGUUAAUAAUGGAGUCAGUGGAGCCCCACUCUCUUCAUAUCGCUUCCUUCCUCAGAAGGUUAUGGCUCUGUACACAGUUGGACCUUUCAUCUAUACCUCUAACCACCCUGAUGACCAUUACUAA
Cannabis sativa is the source of this 636-nucleotide messenger RNA. RefSeq names its product protein SEED AND ROOT HAIR PROTECTIVE PROTEIN-like. Lineage: Eukaryota; Viridiplantae; Streptophyta; Magnoliopsida; Rosales; Cannabaceae. The transcript is spliced from 2 exons. The record is from RefSeq and is a predicted model, not a curated record. The coding region runs from base 1 to 636 and encodes 211 amino acids.